AUGUGUGAGCAAAAGAGUGAAGUUGAACAUAAAGAAGAUGACAAGGCUGAAAAUCAAAGAACUUCUCAAGUCAUCUAUCCUCCACCACCUUUUCCCCAAAGGCUUCAAAGGCAAAAGCUUGAAAAGCAAUUUCAGAAGUUCAUUAAUGUCUUCAAGAAAUUACACAUAAAUAUUCCUUUUGCUGAAACUUUGGAACAAAUGCCUAACUAUGCCAAGUUUUUGAAAGACAUCCUCUCCAAAAAGAGAAAGCCAGAAGAAAAUCCCAAUGAUCCUCUUGAAGCAUGUUUUGUUGCUAAUUCUGACAGGGAUGAUGAUGAAUUUAUUGAAUAUUCAAAUUUAUUAAAUGUUCACUCCAGACUUAGAACUAAUAAUCAAUAUGAGUCUUUAUAUGUUUCAGCUUCUUUGAUGCUAGCUUCUAAGCCCUCCAUUGAGGAACCACCUACUUUGGAACUCAAACCUCUACCUGCACACUUGAGGUAUGCUUUUCUUGAAAAAUCUUCUACUCUUCUAGUUAUUAUUUCUACCUCUCUUACUAACAUGCAAGAGAAGAAGUUAUUGAGGACACUUAGAGAAUUCAAGAAAGCAAUAAGGUGGACCAUAGCUGAUAUUAAGGGAAUUAGCCCUUCUGUUUGCAUGCACAAAAUUCUCCUUGAGGAAAAUCACAAAGCCAUAAUUGAACAGCAAAGAAGAUUGAAUCCCAUCACGAAAGAAGUAGUCAAGAAAGAAAUCAUCAAAAGGUUAGAUGCUGGAAUAAUUUAUCCUAUCUCUGAUAGCUCAUGGAUAAGUCUAGUUCAAUGUGUUCCUAAGAAAGGAGGAAUGACUAUGGUUGCCAAUGACAAUAAUGAGCUCAUUCCAACAAGAACUGUGACUGGAUGGAGAGUGUGCAUGGACUACGGCAAGCUCAACAAAGCUAUAAAGAAAGAUCACUUCCCUCUUCCAUUCAUUAAUCAAAUGUUGGAUGGCUUUGCUGGUAAGGAAUAUUAUUACUUUCUAGAUGGUUAUUCUAGUUAUAACCAAAUUGCUAUUACUCCUGAAGAUCAAGAAAAGACUACAUUUACAUGUCCUUAUGACACUUUUUCUUUUAGAAGAAUGUCAUUUGGAUUAUGUAAUGCACCUACCAACUUUCAGAUGUAUGAUGGCCAUAUACACAAACAUGGUGGAGAAAUAUUUGGAGAUAUAAUAGAGGAGGAAAGGUCUGAAGAGAAGGAUGAGAAUGAUUCAAAUGAUGACGAGAGAGAUGACUCGGUUUCAUUAUCUGCAUUUAUGAAGCUAAAACCUCCAUCCUUCACUAGUUUCACAGUGGGAGAAGACCCACGUAGAAUUUUGGACACCAUGGAAAGGAUCUGUCACGCUUUAGGAGUUUCGAGCACGAGGUCAGUAAUAUUGGCUAGUUUUCGUCUAAAGGAUGUAGCACAAAAAUGGAUUACGUCAUAUAUGUAA
Messenger RNA from Theobroma cacao (cacao), 1440 nucleotides. Lineage: Eukaryota; Viridiplantae; Streptophyta; Magnoliopsida; Malvales; Malvaceae. The record is from RefSeq and is a predicted model, not a curated record.